This is a messenger RNA of Toxoplasma gondii ME49, 2909 nucleotides long. RefSeq lists its product as hypothetical. The record is from RefSeq and is a predicted model, not a curated record. The coding region runs from base 1 to 2409 and encodes 802 amino acids. Lineage: Eukaryota; Apicomplexa; Conoidasida; Eucoccidiorida; Sarcocystidae. The transcript is spliced from 3 exons.
AUGUAUCCGCAUCCGAGCCAUCAGCACGGCCAGCGGCAUUCCGCGGAGGCUUCGCCUCAGCGGGAGCCGUCUUUCUCUCGGCCGGGGCAGGCGGGGGUCUAUACGCUUGAAGACGCGCAUUGCUUCCCUUACGGAAAGGCGCCUCCAGGCUCAGUCCCUUCUCAGCUCGGUCCUGGCGGUCUCCACGCCCCUGUCGUUGCGCAUGCUCGGACACCGGGGCCGUUCUCUCACUUCGAGCCUUCUGCUCCGUCGGCGGGUUUCGCGGCCCGGCCGGCUCUCCACCCGGUGGGGCUGUACGAGGCCCGGCGAGGCGCCUCGCAAGGAUCUCCUGGCGGCGCAGAACUCCAGUACCCUUCGGCCCAGAAGUUUCCCUCGUUGCCAGUUUCGCAGAGCGUCCAGUGCGAGGCGCCUCCCACCCCCUUCUCGAAGUCCAGUCAGCUCGUCUCGCGGCAGCCCUCUGGCGUCGCCAGUCGUUCGUACGACCAAGGACGAGCUCUUCCCCCAGCCGGGGCGUACGCACCUGCGCAUGCAGGCGGUGCCUCGUCACUUCACAUGGGGCACCCUACGCUCCAGCCUUCGGCGACGGGACUCUACAGGCGGGAGGAUGGGCAAGACAGGGGGAGUUCUCAGCUGAGAGAUGAUGCGACGGCAUCUAGAGGUCUCCUCCCCGCUGCCGCGUACCCGCGGUCCGAGCCAAGCCCCGUGGAAAGCGAGCUGACUGCUGGAGAGUCCUCAGAACGCGUUGUCGCCCAGGGGCCUGUUGGCCCGCAGGGGCCCUUUUUGGCGGGGUCUCCUGGAGCGCCUGUGUCGGCGGGAGGGAUGGGAGUGCCCUUUGCGCGGAGGCCGAGCCAGGACCACUCGCAGGAGACUUCUUGGGGGCCAGGUGCGAGCGCAGAGUCGCGCCGGAGUCUCUCUGGAGGUACAGCCUCGCAAGUCCCUGGGCCUUCUCCGGUGCCGGUCCCCACCCCAGGGCAGGACUGUGUGGGCCAGACGGGCCCUCAGAGUUUGCCGGCGUCAGGUGCGCUGCGCUUGGCUGCGUUUGCACCCUCUUCCCGGGAGACAGAGACCCUUCCCCAUAAAGGGACACCCAGCCCUUCGCCGAUGCAGCCCAGCGCGGCGCGCCGCGACCCCUCGCCCUCUGUGGGGCGCGGGCCGGGACCGCCGCAGGGCCCGGGCCUUCAGUCCCCGCUGCGGGCGGGUGACUUGGCCCACACUGUGGGGGGCCAGAGCGGGAGCGAGGGCCUUGCUGGGGGGGCGCCGCAGGCGUCUUCUCGCGAGGGUGCGGAUCUGCUGCAUGUACCGUCUUUGCCGAGAGGAACUGCGUACUCGAACAGUCCGCCAGGACGGCCAGCAGCCGCUCCCGCAACGGCUCCUCCCCAAGACGGGGCGAGUUCGUCGGGCCCCACCUUUGAGGGCAUCGAACAGACGCACUUGGGGCCUCCGCUGUCGCCUGAGGUCCUCACGCGGCUGCUGCAUGCGCGGCGAGCGCGGCUACGGCGGAACCCGCUGCUGCGCUACCUCGAGGGCUCUGUCUCGCAGCCUCGGUCUACGAAACGCAUGCGGCCGGAGGCCCGACACGGAGUUGGAAGAGACGCUGAAGCCCCUUCGCUUUCUCGGCCGUUUGAGGAGGCCCUUCGCGGCUGCAGUACGCCCCUGAACAUCGACCUCUACUACGACUUGGCCGAGCGACCGGGGCCGCACUCCCUGAGCUCCAGUCUGAAGAGCAGCAGCCCGUCGCCGGGAGACAGUGCAUGCGAAGGCGAAGCGGGACGAGAGGGAGGCCCUGGAGGCUUUUCAGCCACUCGGAGCGGCGGAGGGGAGGACGCCCCGGCGCUCCCUGCAGGUGACAGGAACAAGAACGCAGGAGCCCCGUCGGCGGCUUCUGCGGCAGCGGCCGCGGCGGCUGCAGCUGCGACAAAGGACGACUCGCUUCAGUGGUGUCACCAGCAGAUUCAGCAAGUGCUUCUUCAGCACCCAGAGAUCUCAGCGUCAGCUGCGCAAAGUCGAAACCACCGGCCUCUGUUCCACCAAAGUGUCCUGGCGGAGGCCGCGAUGAGUGCGCAUGGAGGAGCUGGCGCCGCCAGCUCUCCAGGCUCCUUCGCCUCGGCGCAUAGCCCUUCAGAAUCAGGCGCAGGAUGGAAGCGGUGGAGAGAUGUCGACGUUGUCCCUCCGCCGCAGCAACUGGAAGAACUCCUCAUCGUACUCGCUGCCGCUGUCAAAGUCCACGUCGCUGAGCUCAUGACGCUAGCCUCUGCGGCCGAGGCGGCGGAGUUUGCGGCGAGAGCUUCCCGUGAUGGCACAGACGCGAGUCGUCAAUCUGCGUCGUCUGAAGACGAAGAGAGGCCGAGGCGCGUUUUGUGUGCUCGCCACAUUUUGGCAGCUGCCGCGCAAAUACCCUCUUUGGACUGAUAUUGUUGGACUCCUGCUGUGUCUCUGCUUUCGCUGCGCCGCAACAGUUUUGUGCUGAGAUGUGACGUUUUCUUCGACAUCCCUCGCAGGUCUGCUCACACUCCGAGCGAUGUGUGUCGAGAAGCGCUACUCAGAAAGACACGGGGUUUCGCGUGAGAAGGGAGAGAAGACCGAGGAGAGACUCUGCCGUUUUGCAGGUCUCUCAAAGUUGUGUGUUUCUCAAGAGUUUCAUGCACACCGAAGGCCUCAAGACUCCUGGUUUUCCACCACGCGAGGGACGUUUCUGUAGACAACGGUGCCGCAAUUAACUCUCGUUCCGCAGACGGAGAGACGCAGCCGCGUCCUCGAAAAGCUUUCGCUGUGGUGCGGGGCUGUUCCACCGUACACGAGAGUUGCGAUAGAGCGACAGAAAAACAGAGCCCUACUCAAACGCGAUCUGUGAGCCUAGGAAUUCGUAGACAGCUGAUGUACCACUUUGGAGUUUUUUCUUUUCGUGUUGA